AUGGCGGAGAAGGACAGUAAGCAGUACAAGUAUCGCCAGGAGAUACAGCAGGAUCAGCGACGUCGCUCAGCGGUACCGCGCCACAGGCCGGUCAAGUUGAUAUCAUCUUCUCGCUCCACCUCGGGAUUGAAAACAGCCUGGGAGAAACCUGAAAUUUCCGAUAUCCCGGUGGAUUACGUGACAUCCAACGGCAGCCUUCAUUUCAACUUUUCCCCUUUCGGCAACCUGGGCCAUCACUCAGUGGACUUGCGGCCUCGCAAUCCUGCGACUAGCAAUGCGCUGGGGGUUGUCACUCCUGAGGGCGCUUCUAUCUUCAUCACUCACUUCAAUACCGCGCUCGGACUGUCUGGUGCCAGGGCCAUUGGAAAGUUCCUACCCUGUGUCAAGGGCUUGCUGAAACUAGACCUCUUCCCUCCUCCGCCUUACAGAGCUCCAUAUGAUUAUGAUGGAGAGUCGAUGGAGACCUUUAGAGAGCGCUUCAGAACUGACACGAUUCCGCAGAUGAUGUACGUCUCUGGCGAGACAGGCGAGCCUUCAGUAGAGACCACGGGUAUCAUCGAGGAGAUUGUUCGUCAACAAGUCAUCGAGAUUCUUCGAAGUUGCACAGAGCUCGCCUCUCGUCGCGGUGUUCGCGCUAUUACGAUCAAUGAUCUCAUCUUCCAAAUCCGCGAUGAUGCUCCGAAAGUGUCACGUCUUCGCACCUUCUUGUCUUGGAAGGAUGUCCGCAAGAAUGUCCGAGACUCUGAUGACAAGGGUGCUGACGCUGAUCUUGCUGCUGGAGACGACCCCGUUGGCGGAGCAGUGCCUGGUGGGCCAGUCGAGGACACAACGAAGAAGAACAAGAAAGCCAAGGUUGGACUUCCUUGGGAACCGUCAUCCUACUUCAAUCAGGAGGUACCUGAGCGCGAUGAUGAGGAAGACGACGAGGAGGAAGAGAUGAACUACAUCACUCUGCAGAGACUGCGCAAGGCCGACGAGCGGACCAAAGUCAUGACUAGGGAGGAAUAUGUCACAUGGUCUGAGUACCGCCAAGCAUCCUUCACGUACCGCAAGGGCAAGCGCUUCAGAGAGUGGGCAGGAUUCGGCAUCGUGACCGACAGCAAACCGUCCGACGAUAUAGUCGAUAUUCUCGGCUUCUUGACCUUCGAGAUGGUGCAGACGUUGACGGAGGAGGCGCUGAAGAUCAAAGAACAGGAGGAUCUAUGGAAGGAAAGGACCGGCGGCGAGAACACCGGCAACAAAAAGCGCAAGCUGGCCCAGGGCCUGUUCGAUCCGCCCUCCGAGGGUAGAACCCCGGUAGAGCCCCGCCAUAUCCAGGAGGCAUUCCGCAGACUUCAGGCACGCCCGAAGAAGUCCCGCGCCAUGCUCAACGGAACCAGAACACAACAGCACAGUAACCUGAGGCUUAGAGCUACCCCGCAGGGCUCUCCUGGUGGUGUUCCUAUCAGCCCCGCCAUCCAACGUCAAUCAGGUGGACAUAUCCAAACCAAGAUCAAGGUGCAGCUCAAGCUCGCAAUCGCCAGGCUGCGCAUGGUCCAGAAACGCGAUGAGGCCCUCUCAAAGACACAGAGGCGAGCGAUGGCGCAGCUGCUAGACGUCGGCAAGAUCGACUCCGCGCGCAUCCGGGUCGAGAACAUCAUCCGCUCCGACAUCACGACCGAGCUGCACGAGAUCCUGGAGCUGUACUGCGAGCUUCUGCUGGCGAGAGCCGGGCUGCUGGAGGGCCACACCUGCGACCCGGGCUUGGAGGAGGCCAUCAAGAGCAUCAUAUACGCGGCGCCGAAGACGGAGAUCAAGGAGCUCCAUGUGGUCAGGACGUUACUGGCGGAGAAGUAUGGGAAGGACUUUGUGCUGGCGGCUAUGGAGAACUCGGAUGGCAUGGUCAACGAGAAGGUUGUCAAGAAGCUGAGCGUUACGCCGCCGAAAGAAGAGCUUGUGGUCGGUUACUUGGAGGAGAUAGCAAAAGCGUAUGGUGUCAACUGGCCGAAGCGAGAACCUCUGGGAGAGGCACCACCAGACUUCCUGGACGGAGACGACGACGAUAACCCGAGCGGUGGGCAAGCCCAGAAAAACCUAGAGGAGCCUCUCGUUGCAGAAAGUAAGAAGGCUGAGGUUACAGAGGAGUUGAACAAGGCCACUCCCCCUCGGACGUUUGGCCCUGGCGGUCCGCUACAAGUCAACCCUCCAAGCCCGUCUACAGACAAUAUCCAUCCAAAAGUGACUCUCAACUCGAUGGAACUGAAGCCAAAUAAGAAGAUGCAAGAUGCAGGCAUUGCGAAGAAACCUGCGGCAGAAAAGAAAGAUGACGAUAUAUCGAAUGGCAUACCAGAUGUUAAUGAAUUAGCAAAGCGGUUUGCUGCUCUAAAGAGGUAA
This is a messenger RNA of Phaeoacremonium minimum UCRPA7, 2373 nucleotides long. Its product is annotated as putative spt3-like protein. Gene Ontology annotation, molecular function: transcription coregulator activity; protein heterodimerization activity. The transcript has 5 exons. The record is from RefSeq and is a predicted model, not a curated record. The coding region runs from base 1 to 2373 and encodes 790 amino acids. Gene Ontology annotation, cellular component: SAGA complex. Gene Ontology annotation, biological process: transcription by RNA polymerase II; protein transport. Lineage: Eukaryota; Fungi; Ascomycota; Sordariomycetes; Togniniales; Togniniaceae.